AUGUUACAUGGCAAGUGUGGAGUGGCAGAAGCGGGGUUUACCUCACUGUCAUUUGCUGUUUUGGCUAGAAAGAAAAAUACAGCCGAAAUUGAUAGUGUCAUAGUUGCAGAACUGCCCAACAAACAAAACGACCCGAUAUUGACGUUUAACGCGCACAUAAAUGUCGAGUACUGCCACUCAGUUCAGGCAGUUUCACUUCUAUACUACGAAGUCCCGCAAUACUACACAUGGGCCAAUAAUAAAUUCUCAAGAAGGAAGCGUGGUGAGGACGUUGUUGGCCAUCCAGGCAUAAAAAAAGAUACCGCUUUAGAUAGAGUCUACGGUGUACAUCCAUCUCAGUCAGAAUGUUUUUAUCUUAGGAUGUUGCUACAUCACGUACGCGGUCCAACCUCAUUCGAGUACUUAAAAACCGUUAACGGAGUUAUCAAAGAGACCUAUCAAGCAGCUUGCCAUGCCAGAGGUUUGUUAGAAAACGAUGACCAUUGGGAAAAUACUUUGAGAGAAGCAUCGCUUUCGCAAUGUCCGAUUAAAAUGAGAGAGCUGUUUGUUGUCAUACUUUUAUUUUGUCAGCCAUCGGAAACAUUAAAAUUAUGGGACAAUUUCAAAGACGAUCUUUGUGGCACUGGAAAGACGUUCCUUGCAAAUUUGAUAAUUGCGAAGAUAAGACAAUCAGGAAAGAUAGCAAUAGCAGUUGCUUCGUCAGGAAUUGCUGCAACACUCCUAAAUGAUGGAAAAACUGCUCAUUCUACUUUUAAACUUCCGUUAUCUGUAAAUCUUGAGCAACAACCUACAUGUUCUAUCCACAAAAAUGGACCUCUUGGUAAAUUACUACAAGACGCCUCAUUGAUUAUGUGGGAUGAAUGCACCAUGAGCCAUAGAGCACAUAUAGAGGCCGUGUACAGAACCUUAAAAGAUCUUAGAAACUCCUCUGCUCUCAUGGGCGGGAUUACUUUUGUAUUUGCUGGAGAUUUCCGACAGACACUUCCCGUCAUUAACAGAAAUACUGAUUUUCCACAACAAUUGCUAAAAAUUGGGGAAGGAAUUUUUCCCACUCCAAAUUUAAGAGAAAAUUGUGACAUCCUUCUGGAUGAGUCACUAGGCCAGAUAGACCAUAAUUUAGAUAAUUUAAUAGAUGCAGUUUACCCUGACGUGAAGAAUUUGCACGAAAAGGACUAUCAUUGGUUGUGUUCGAGGGCAAUAGUGUCACCUAGGAAAGAUACUGUCAACGAAAUAAACAAUAUGAUUUUACAAAAAGUUUCUGGCCGAAUAAAAAUCUACAGAUCGAUCGACACCGUCACGAACAUUGAAGACGCAGUGCAUUAUCCACAGGAAUUUUUAAAUUCACUGAAUCCUUCUGGACUGCCACCACACGAAUUGACGUUAAAAAUCGGAAUUCCAAUCAUGCUUUUGAGAAAUUUAAGCCCUCCGAGUAUGUGUAAUGGAACAAGACUGCUUACUAAGGAAUUAAAGGACAAUUUAAUUGUAGCGACCAUUAUUACCGGCCCGGCAGCUGGUCAGCUAGCUCAUAUUCCGAGGAUACCGAUGAUCCCAACUGAUCUGCCAAUCCCGUUUAAACGGGUUCAAUUUCCGGUGAAAAUAUCUUUCGCGUUGAGUAUUAACAAGUCCCAAGGUCAAACCUUCGAAUUAUUAGGGAUCGACCUACGAAAGGAAUGUUUUACUCAUGGCCAACUGUAUGUGGGCCUAUCACGAGUUGGAUCUGCUGAUGAUCAAUUUAUUUUGCUGCCACAAAAUAAAACAACAUCAAAUAUCGUUUACAGAGAAGCUCCAACCCAAUAA
Molecule: messenger RNA, 1797 nt
Organism: Metopolophium dirhodum (rose-grain aphid)
Lineage: Eukaryota; Metazoa; Arthropoda; Insecta; Hemiptera; Aphididae
Product: ATP-dependent DNA helicase pif1-like
Exons: 4
Coding region: 1-1797 (598 amino acids)
Biological process (GO): telomere maintenance; DNA repair
Molecular function (GO): DNA helicase activity
Source: RefSeq, a predicted model, not a curated record